Messenger RNA from Bufo bufo (common toad), 2274 nucleotides. RefSeq names its product phosphatidylinositol-4,5-bisphosphate 4-phosphatase 1 (gene PIP4P1). Gene Ontology annotation, biological process: phosphatidylinositol dephosphorylation. Gene Ontology annotation, molecular function: phosphatidylinositol-4,5-bisphosphate 4-phosphatase activity. The transcript is spliced from 7 exons. The record is from RefSeq and is a predicted model, not a curated record. NCBI's taxonomy places the organism in Eukaryota, Metazoa, Chordata, Amphibia, Anura, Bufonidae. The coding region runs from base 99 to 944 and encodes 281 amino acids. Gene Ontology annotation, cellular component: phagocytic vesicle membrane; plasma membrane; late endosome membrane.
CAGGCGUACCGCGCAGCCGCAGUGUGAGGUGCGUCAGCAGACGGGAGAAGCAGCACAGCUGAAAUCGUGUGUGCCGGUACUAGGUGGGAGCGAGGGACAUGGCGGAUGGAGAGCGCUCCCCUCUCCUCUCUGACCUCGGGGACGGAGGGGGCAUGGGAGCGUCGGUAGGUCCCGGAGCCCCUUCACCUGGUACAGCACUUCCUUCGGCUGCUCCAUACGGUGGUCCUGGCCCCGCCCCCAGCAACAAGCCGCAAGGCUUUCAGGUGUUCCCAACGGGUGGCUCAGUGUUACCCGGUGAAGAUCCCCCACCCUAUUCUCCACUGACAAGUCCAGAAAGUGGCUCUGCCCCCAUGAUAACAUGCAGGGUCUGCCAGUCACUCAUCAAUGUGGAGGGGAAGAUGCACCAACAUGUGGUGAAGUGUGGAGUCUGCAACGAGGCCACGCCCAUAAAGAAUGCCCCCCAGGGGAAGAAGUAUGUGCGCUGUCCUUGUAAUUGCUUGCUGAUCUGUAAAGUCACUUCCCAGAGGAUAGCCUGUCCAAGACCAUACUGUAAAAGAAUCAUCAACCUGGGCCCUGUGCACGCCGGGCCCCUGAGCCCAGAGCCACAGCCUGUCGGAGUGAGGGUCAUCUGUGGACACUGCAAGAACAACUUUCUGUGGACAGAUUUUUCAGACCGGACCUUGGCACGCUGCCCACACUGCCGAAAAGUUUCCUCUAUUGGACUGAGGUACCCAAGAAAGAGAUGCGUUUGCUGCUUUCUGAUUGGCUUGUUAUUUGCUCUAGCUGCAGCUGGACUUGUGGGAGGCACGUGGUCUUGGGCGCAGACGUACGGUGGAAUCUAUGCCUCGUGGGCAGUGCUGCUGCUGUUGGCGCUGAUCUGUUUGGGCCGUGCCAUUUACUGGGCGUGUAUGAGGGUCAGUCAUCCCAUCCAGAGCUUCUCGUGAGCCUGCCUAGACCUGCCUCCUCCAGUCCUUCCCCCUCCCCCCCUUGGUGGCGAGUAACCUUUUAAAGGGAUAGAACGGAGUCAUUGCCGUGGCCAUCAAUCAGCUGACGAAAUCCUUACUGCCUUGUGGAGCAGUACUGAAUAUGAUGAUUCGACUAUAUUCAAACGACCUACUAAUGUUCACUGCUGCCCAGUGUUAACCUCUUCACCGCCAGGGACUGCAAAGUAUUGCAGGACCCUGUAGCUGCUAAGGGGUUGAUUUGAUUUUUUUUAAAAAUAAUCUUGUAAACCUUAACGAGGAGUGUAGGGGGCGCUAUAGAGACAGAUAACCGCUGCAAGCUACAUUUUAUUUUUGCAGCAGCAGACGCAGGGUAAUGUUUACAUUGAGGAGCAGGGCCUUCUGGGAAGGUGCAUUAGUAAGGAUUAAUGUGAAAAAGUGAUGCCAUAGUAAGACAGCCUUGUGGGAGGAUGUUUCUCACAUUGUGUCAUAUCCUUUUUGUUGCACCUUAAUUUUUUAUUUUUUUUGUUGGUGGGGGGAGAGAGAGAAAGAAAUCAGGGUUUGGAUGAGUAGCAUAAAGCCUUUACCCCACGAUGAACGCCAUUUCACCUGCAGCCUUUCCAGAGAGGCCUUCAGAACACAUAUCACUAGGAGAAGGACCUUUUCAACCAGUAGCAUAGCUGCAUGCGGACAGCAGACCAGUGCAAAUCCUUCCAUCAUUUUUAGGUAUAUUCACAAAGGAAAGAAACGCCUCCUUGGUCCUUCCGCUAUGAAUCCAUUCCAUAUACCACAGUGGCAGUAGCUAAUAAAGUAGAAUCAGGCUAUGUAUGAAAUCCUUAUACCAAUGAUUCGUCACCUUAAUCAUGUCUUACCCAUUGCUGAAUGUUAGGCCAAAUUUGACACACUGGAAUUUUAAACCGUUCAAUGUUUUAAGCCGCGAUAAAGCCUUUCAUGGUUUUAGUUUUUUUGGGGACACUACAUAGAGCCACAUACGGACACCAUUAGAUGUGGUGGUCAGAAGCCUCGUCUUGUGUUUAUGAUCUUGCUCCGUAUGAUGGGGUAUGGCGGCAGUACGGGCGGGAAACAAAGUAAGUGGGGAACUUACUGAGAAGGAAACCCAUUGUGACGUCUAUAGGGUCCAAUCUGUUUUUAUGAUUGUGCAGCUGAGUUGUAAAUAAUUUACUUCCUCUUCCUGUUGCUGCUGUGCUUCCUGCUAAUUUUAUUUCACUUGAAAAUGUAAAUGUUUUUUUUUUUUUCUUUUUAAAUUGUCUUGGCUUAUUUCUAGAAAUGUGCUGAGCGUUGUUCCUAAAACAUUAAAGAAAAAAUGACACAC